AUGGAAGGAUUAUUGAUUUCUUUGCCUAACCAAAGUUGUUUAAGACCCUUUGGUUUCGCUCUGAGAGUAAGUUAUAGUUUUCCGGUUACCACGAGAACUUGUCGUUUGAAUCGAAAACCUGGUUUCUAUACUUUGAACAUCGAUUGCAUGCGUUUUGAUAGAGGUAGUGUUAGUGGUGCUAGAGAGGCUAGAGUUUCUGCGUUGGAUAGGGAUGAUGAAGGAGAGGAAUCUGAUAUGGAUAGGGAUGAUGAAGGAGAGGAAUCUGAUAUGGAGUGGGAAACAGAGUUGUUGGGGGAGUUGGAUCCGUUUGGUUACCGAGCUCCGAAGAAAAGGGAAAAAGAACAAAGGUCGGAGUUGGUCGAGGAUACGGGUGGAAUGGAUUGGGUUGUGAGGGCAAGAGAGAUGGCGCUGAAAACAGUUAGAGCGAAGCGUAUGGCUUAUACAAUGGAAGAUUUGGUUAAUGUUAAGAAGAAGAAGAAAAAGGCUAAGAAGAAGUUGGUAAGCAAGAAGAAAACAGAUAAGAAACUCGAGGAAAUUGAUUAUAAUUCAGGGGAAGACUUUGGGUUGUCACGGGGUACGAAGCCUAGGGUUAAUGUUGAUGAUUUGAAAAGGAAAGUGGGUUUGAUUGCGGAUGGAAUGUUUGCAGAAAAUACGGCGAAAUCGUUGGAAACGUUUUACAAUAGACUGUCUCAAUUUUCUGGGAUAUCUGACCAUAGAAAAGAAAUGAACUUGAACACAGCGAUCAUUGAAGCACAGACUGCAGAGGAUGUGUUGGAUGUUACAUACGAAACAAUUGUUGCAGUUGCAAAAGGACUUAGCCCCUCGCCUCUCUCGCCUUUGAAUAUUGCUACUGCUCUUCAUCGCAUUGCUAAAUUUAUGGAGAAGGUUUCUAUGAUGAAAACUCGAAGACUGGCGUUUGCUCGACAAAAAGAGAUGUCUAUGCUUGUCGGCAUUGCAAUGACAUCCUUACCUGAAUGCUCGGCUCAAGGAAUCUCAAAUAUAGCUUGGGCCCUGUCUAAAGUUGGAGGGGAACUGCUUUACUUUUCAGAAAUGGAUAGAGUUGCAGAGAUUGCACUGACCAAAGUUGGAGAAUUAAACUCUCAGAACAUUGCUAAUAUUGCAGGUGCUUUUGCUUCAAUGCAGCAUUCAGCACCCGAUCUUUUCACAGAGUUGUCGAAAAGGGCUUCUGAAAUAAUUCACACCUUUAAAGGCCAAGAACUUGCACAGCUCUUGUGGGCUUUUGCAUCUCUAUAUGAGCCCGCUGACACUGUAUUUGAUUCUUUAGACAAACUCUUCAAAGAUCAUAGCCAAUCAAGAGGUUUCAUAGGGGAAGAAACAUCCAAUAAUCAUGAACAAAUCGGUGUCGAGUCUGUUGAUCGAAAUGAGGCCUCAAAUUUACUUACUUUAAGUAGGGACCAGCUUGGGUCUAUAGCUUGGUCCUAUGCUGUCUUUGGACAAAUGGAUAGGAGUUUCUUCUCUUAUGUCUGGAAAACUCUCAGCAAUUUUGAAGAGCAAAGGGUUUCAGAGCUGUAUAGGGAAGAUGUCAUGUUUGCUUCUCAGGUUCAUCUUGCAAACCAGUGCUUGAAACUUGAAUUCCCGCAUCUUCAGCUGUCUUUAAGUGGUGAGCUCGAGGAUAAAAUUUCGCGCGCUGGAAAAUCUAAAAGGUUCAAUGAGAAGAUAACUUCGUUAUUUCAGAAAGAAGUUGGUCAUCUUCUUGUUAGCACUGGACUUGGAUGGGUCAAAGAAUAUGCUGUAGAUUGCUACACUUUGGAUUCUGUGAUAGUUGAUAAGAAGCUUGCUCUGGAGAUUGAUGGUCCAACUCAUUUCUCUAGAAAUACCGAUGUUCCUUUAGGACAUACCAUGCUUAAACGCCGAUACAUCACUGCUGCUGGUUGGAAACUCGUAUCGUUAUCCUAUCAAGAGUGGGAGGAACUUCAAGGAGGAACCGAACAGAUGGAGUACCUUAGGGAAAUUCUUAAAGAUUAUAUAGAUAAAAGAAAUGCCAACACUACAUUAACUGAGGUAAAGUGA
Molecule: messenger RNA, 2031 nt
Organism: Vicia faba (fava bean)
Lineage: Eukaryota; Viridiplantae; Streptophyta; Magnoliopsida; Fabales; Fabaceae
Source: the annotation of a GenBank genome assembly